Molecule: messenger RNA, 1080 nt
Organism: Talaromyces stipitatus ATCC 10500
Lineage: Eukaryota; Fungi; Ascomycota; Eurotiomycetes; Eurotiales; Trichocomaceae
Exons: 2
Coding region: 1-1080 (359 amino acids)
Molecular function (GO): protein dimerization activity
Source: RefSeq, a predicted model, not a curated record
AUGAAAUUUACUCAAAAUUCCCAAAUCCGCUGCUUUGCUCACAUUUUGAACUUGGUUAUGAAGGCUAUAUUAAAGUCUCUAUGUGCUAGUUCGCAUAAAGAAGCCUGCGAUCUUCUUAAUGAUGUUGCUAAGCAGAGUUGGAAGAAGAUUAAGCGAAUACAGAAGUGGGAUAAUCGGCCUGACUGCACUAAAGCUAUCAACUACGACGUCGAUACUAGAUGGAACUCUACUUUUAUCAUGAUUGAGAGAGCUGAAGAGUGCCGUCGGCAGCUUGAAGAUACAGUCAAUGAUGAGCUAGAAAUUGAAGCCUUACGUCUUACAUCUGACGAUUGGAGGCAGCUCUCUGAUAUCAAGAAAAUUCUGGCUCCCUUUAACGAAUAUACUGAGUAUAUCUCUCGAGAUAGCCCUUCAAUUCAUAUGGCUGCGCGUCUAUAUGAAGAGCUCCAUUCUAUGCUGUUAGCUAUCAGGGAAAGACAGGGCGACUGGAAGAAUCUCUCAGCUGAAGCAACUAUUCUUGUUUCUGAUGGAAUCUCACUCCUGGAAAGGUAUUACGACUAUGUUAAAUGCAAUGAUAUAUACUAUAUUGCAAGCAUUCUAGACCCUCGAAUCAAGACUAAGUGGCUCAAAAUGUUACCAGAUGGAGAGAAGAUUAUUGUCCGAAUCAGGGCUUUUCUGAAGAAAGCAUAUCCUGCACAAAAAAAGCCUAUAUCGACUGCUCUUAGUGCAAAUUAUAAGAGCUUGGAAUAUCGUUUUCUAGAGGCAUUCCAGCCUACCCAGUAUAACAUUUCUGAGUCAGAUAUCGACCAAUAUUUUGAUACUCCUACGAUUAGUACUGGUUUUGAUCCAAACCAGAGUCAGACUGAGUUUAUAAGAAACUGGUGGAAGGCCAACAAGCUUGAAUUUCCUUGUAUGGCCAAGGUAGCACAAGAUCACCUUGCUAUACCAGCAGCAGAGGUAGAUGUAGAGAGAUUGUUCAAUGGCGGGAGAGAUAUAUUAGGAAUCCGACGCUUCUCUAUGAAUGGUAGGACUCUUGGGACUUUAUUAAGGCUGAAAGACGCUGCACGCUGGAAGUCUGAAUAG